Molecule: messenger RNA, 485 nt
Organism: Neopsephotus bourkii (Bourke's parrot)
Lineage: Eukaryota; Metazoa; Chordata; Aves; Psittaciformes; Psittacidae
Gene: PPP1CA
Product: protein phosphatase 1 catalytic subunit alpha
Exons: 3
Cellular component (GO): cytoplasm; nucleus
Molecular function (GO): protein serine/threonine phosphatase activity
Source: RefSeq, a predicted model, not a curated record
GGCUGUCUCCCGACCUGCAGUCCAUGGAGCAGAUCCGCCGCAUCAUGCGCCCCACUGAUGUCCCCGACCAGGGCCUGCUCUGUGACCUCCUCUGGUCCGACCCCGAUAAGGACGUGCAGGGUUGGGGGGAGAACGACCGUGGGGUCUCCUUCACCUUUGGGGCCGAGGUGGUGGCCAAGUUCCUGCACAAGCACGACCUGGACCUCAUCUGCCGGGCGCACCAGGUAGUGGAGGACGGGUACGAGUUCUUCGCCAAGCGCCAGCUCGUCACCCUCUUCUCAGCACCCAACUACUGCGGGGAGUUCGACAACGCUGGGGCCAUGAUGAGCGUGGAUGAAACCCUCAUGUGCUCCUUUCAGAUCCUGAAGCCAGCUGACAAGAACAAGGGCAAAUAUGGGCAGUUCAGUGGGCUGAACCCCGCCGGCCGCCCCGUCACCCCCCCCCGCAACUCUGCCAAAGCCAAGAAGUGAGCCCCAAAACCCCCC